Messenger RNA from Soboliphyme baturini, 810 nucleotides. The record is from the annotation of a GenBank genome assembly. Lineage: Eukaryota; Metazoa; Nematoda; Enoplea; Dioctophymatida; Soboliphymatidae.
AUGUUUUGGUUUUCGUCGCUCAUCGAUCGUUUCAAUUUACUCGCUUUAGACGAGUCAGAUAUCGAAGAGCCGGUUCCUAGUCGAUUGGUAGAAAAAGCGCUGAAAAAGAAAUCAACGUCAGCGACGUUACGUGAGCCGCCAGAAAGUGGAGCAAAGAGGACGAAGGCUCGCACCACCAGAUCGCGAACUCCACAAAAGACCGGCACUGCGCGUUCAAAUGAAUCCCACGUCGUUCGCGAACAUGCCGGAAAACCCGAAGUCAAAGAAGAACAGGUUGCGAAGAGUCAGCGAACCCGCAAAGUAGAUGCAACAUUGCAUGUUGCAAAACGUGGCACGCCUGCAAGCACAAAGAAGCUGAACCCAGUGACGGUAUCCGCUUAUUUUGACGACUCGGCAGCGGCUUCGCCAUCGAAAAAAGCCAAGCAGACCCACGCUGAUAGACAUGAUGAGACGUCAAGCACCACCAUUCACGACGAUAAAUUUUCUAAAGUACUUGAACGAGCCGCAAAAUACUUGGAGAAACCAGACACCGGCGCUGCUCCAAAAACUGAAGUAACAAAGCGCGGUUCGACAAGAGGGAGCGGAGCAAGCAAGGAUACGGCGAAGAAGAAAGCCGGCGACGAUGGCGAAGAAUCCAGUCCACGUGCUACGUCGAAGAAACCUCACAAGCGGCACUCAUCGAAUGAAGCGAAGAUCAGUCCGCGGACAAAGGCGAAGCCUGAGAAAAGCGACGCAAGUAGCGAAUGCACAAAUAAUUUUCUACGAAACGUUCGUUCCUACGAAAUGUUUGUUCUUAUUUUAAGCACCUGA